This is a messenger RNA of Neoarthrinium moseri, 273 nucleotides long. RefSeq lists its product as uncharacterized. The transcript is spliced from 2 exons. Lineage: Eukaryota; Fungi; Ascomycota; Sordariomycetes; Amphisphaeriales; Apiosporaceae. The record is from RefSeq and is a predicted model, not a curated record. The coding region runs from base 1 to 273 and encodes 90 amino acids.
AUGAAAUUCACUACUAUCAUCUUUCUCCUCGCUGGCACUGCUGUAGGCAUGCCUAACAACAUCCUCUCCCAUGGCCGCACCAAGAUUUCCAAGCGGCAGGACACAGUCUGCCCCGAUCCUUUCGAUGUGUGCCAGUACGCCGAGAGCGACGGCACCUGCACUAUCGGCUACGAAGGAUGCAUCAAGAAGACCUGCAGUGUCUGCGACCCUUUGGAUCUCGGUUGUGCUGGCUGCGCUGCGGGCAAGUCUUCUAUCUUCAAGUGGCACGCUUGA